AUGCCCAAGUUCUUCUGCGAUUACUGCGAUGUGUACCUCACGCACGACUCCAUGAGCGUGCGCAAGGCGCAUAACAGCGGUCGAAACCACCUGCGCAACGUUGUCGAUUACUACCAACAAAUCGGUCACGAAAAGGCUCAGUCCGUCAUCGACUCCAUCACCUCCUCCUACGCCGCAGAAGGCCAAGCGCACAACAACCCAAUGCUGCCACAAAACCAGCCCGGAUCCGCCUUCCCGCCGCCCUUCCCCUUCCCAGGAGGUGUCCCCCCUCCCUUCCCCGGCAUGCCCGCCGGCGCACCCCCCUUCCCUCAAGGCAUGAUUCCACCCCCAGGACAAGCAGGCCGCGGAAUGCCGCCCAUGCCCCCCUUCCCCCCGGGCCCCAACGGCUCACCAAUGCCCCCAGGAGGCCUACCGUUCCCCCCGCCCGGCGGUCUCCCAGCCGGUCUCCCCUUCCCGCCCCCGGGCGCGCCGGGCGGUCUGCCCCCCAACUUCCAGUUUCCCGGUAUGCCGGGCGGCGGCGCGUUCCCACCUGGACCUCCUGGUGCCUUUCCGCCCGGCGGUGGACCUCCAGGUCAGGACAGGCGGUAG
Messenger RNA from Colletotrichum abscissum, 588 nucleotides. RefSeq names its product glucose N-acetyltransferase 1. Gene Ontology annotation, biological process: spliceosomal snRNP assembly; mRNA 5'-splice site recognition; mRNA splicing, via spliceosome. Gene Ontology annotation, molecular function: zinc ion binding; pre-mRNA 5'-splice site binding. NCBI's taxonomy places the organism in Eukaryota, Fungi, Ascomycota, Sordariomycetes, Glomerellales, Glomerellaceae. The coding region runs from base 1 to 588 and encodes 195 amino acids. The record is from RefSeq and is a predicted model, not a curated record. The transcript has 6 exons. Gene Ontology annotation, cellular component: nucleus; U1 snRNP.